This is a messenger RNA of Cokeromyces recurvatus, 961 nucleotides long. RefSeq lists its product as uncharacterized. The record is from RefSeq and is a predicted model, not a curated record. The transcript has a single exon. The coding region runs from base 192 to 776 and encodes 194 amino acids. Lineage: Eukaryota; Fungi; Mucoromycota; Mucoromycetes; Mucorales; Mucoraceae.
AUAAUAAUAAUAAUAAAGAACCUAUUUUGCCAAAUAAGAAAAGAGAAUCAAGUCUCUACAGUGGUUCACUUCGUUACUCAGCAUCUGUUAAAAGUCAACUAAGUACAUUAAAUAAUCGACGUCCUUUAAUAAACAGUACACAAAAUUUAGAUUUAAAAGCUACAGAAGAAUAUUUAACGUUAGCUGAUGGAAUGGAUGAUAUUGAGUCAGCAUUAUUACAGAGAUUGGAAAGGAUAAGAUUAUUAAAUGAAGAAAUUCCAAGUGAUAAGCUAGCUGCUGGUUUAGCUACAGAGCAUAUAAGAGCAUUGGACAUUACACAUAGAUUAGAUAAUCAACAUCUUCAAGGAAACAGCAAGACAAAGAUAAGGCAUAUGCAAGUACAAACGGAGGAAUUAGACAAGAAUAAUAAGACAAUAACGGAUGUUACCCAACAACAACAACAAAUAACCGUACAACAAUCGCAUGCAUCAUCGACUGAAGAAAAUGCAGAAAUAAGAGUAAAAAGAGCGGAAGCAGCUUUAGAAGAUGCCUUGGAUCAUUUCGAAGUUAUUUGUGGAUUGGCCUAUAAAAAAUUACGAGAAUUAUGGGAAGAGAAAAUGAGAUGGGAAAAUGCCUGCAUGGAGUUACGAGAUAGACUUAUAGAUAUGGAACAAAAGAAAUAUACUAUUCAACAAAACGGGAAUCGAAAGGAUGAACAUUGCUUAACAGAAAAUAUUAAAGAGGAGGAGAAAGAGGAUGAAUUAGGUUUAUCAGAAUUUCCUUCUAACGAGAAUUAAUUUAUGUAAUAAAUAUUAAAUUUUUAUAAUGGACACUUUGUUUAUGAUGAUAAAAUAGAGUUUAUAGCCUAUAUUUAUAUUGAUAAACACAACUUGCAAGCACCAAGAGCAGUUAAAUAAAGCCUGAGUUAUUACUGCCACUUCUUUUCUUGUUGAAUACAUGUUUUUUUUUUCAUGAAUAUUUG